AUGGCCAAGUCCGAUAAAAUAUUAACUCCCAAAUAUCUGGAUUGGCAUGCCAAAUUAACUGGUUUGCCAAGUAUUUUGACAGAUAAGAUUCGUUCCAAUUUAUACAAAAAAUAUAAAAAAGAAACUGGGUAUGAGCCAUGGCAAUUAUCAGAAGAUUGCCUUCUCAUAAAUUUGAAGCCAGAAAAUAAAGUAUCCUAUUUAUCUUCUUCUGAGCAAUGUGAAGAAAAAGGGCCUAUAACUUUUGAAGUCAGACCUGAUCCAGAAUUAAUUAUCAAAUCCGUCUUAGAGCACUUCCCAUACUUGAAAUUCAGAAAUAGUUUCAGAGGGAUUGAUAAUUAUGAUUUUACAUCACCUCAGCCGUGGAGCUCACCAUACCCUAUCUGCGAUGGAAAGCAUGGGAAUUAUGGAUUACAUGGCGAAUGGCAUAGAAAUGGAACAGAAUAUUGUCUUACCUGCAACAGUUCAAGUGAUAAAUUCAAGUUCGCAUUCGUAGCAUAG
This is a messenger RNA of Rhizophagus irregularis DAOM 181602=DAOM 197198, 498 nucleotides long. RefSeq lists its product as uncharacterized. Lineage: Eukaryota; Fungi; Glomeromycota; Glomeromycetes; Glomerales; Glomeraceae. The record is from RefSeq and is a predicted model, not a curated record.